Amphibalanus amphitrite is the source of this 1457-nucleotide messenger RNA. RefSeq names its product formin-like protein 1. The record is from RefSeq and is a predicted model, not a curated record. NCBI's taxonomy places the organism in Eukaryota, Metazoa, Arthropoda, Thecostraca, Balanomorpha, Balanidae. The coding region runs from base 1 to 1353 and encodes 450 amino acids. The transcript is spliced from 7 exons.
AUGUCGGAGGACGGUCAGGCGUUCUCCUGGUUCACCAUGGCCAACAAAACCCUUGGCACCUACGGGGCGGCGUUGGUCGUGGUGACUAAGACCAUCCAGGAGGCGCUGACCUACUUUGUCCAGCACCUCCGGCAUCUCAUUGUGACUGAGCUGCCCAAAAACGCCGACUCCCAGCGGCUGCUGGUGGCCGCCCGGACCAGCACCGUUGUGCUGGACCGGGCGCUGAAAGCGGCCGCCGAUGCAGUUGGCGGCGUGGCGCCGGACCUGGUCGCCCGGUUCAAGAAUAGCAUGAACCGGGCGUUCCACAACGUUCAGGACCGGGAGAUGCGGGAGGCUGGGGCGCUCACCCAGAGCGCCGAGACGGCGUCCGAGGUGCGGAACCAUUCCGCGCACACGGCCGCGCGGGAUUAUUCCGCCCACGGUCGCCGUCAACGCAUAAUCAGCUACUCGAAAGAGUUCCGCCAGGUGGUAAUGGGCGAGGCGGCGGAGACGGCCAGAGGGCCGGCCGAGCCGCUGCCGGAGGACGGCCAGUGUGCUGGCACGGCACGGCCGUCCCCCGACUGUGCCAGCUCACCGCCGCUGGCCAGCCUUCUUGUCGAGUCGCUCCGGCUGGCAACACCGGAGCUCACAGCCCAGCCUUGCCCAUCGUUGGCGGAGCCUCAGCCACCGUCUGCGGACGAGAGCCGGUCUGUGUCGGCGCUGCCCACACUGACCGUGCUGCCCCGGGGUACGACGUCUUCGGACGCCGGGCGCCAGUCAGCAAUGGCGCCUUCGCCGGCCCGGCUGCCGCAGCCGAGGCCAUCGUGGGCCGCACUGGCCGCCCCGCCCAGCGUGCCCAGCGCACCUGGGCCAGCCAACCGGACCUGGGAGGACACCUCGGAGCCCGAGCCGGGUCCCUCCUGGGCCGGCGAGACGGCUCCGUCGUCGCCUCCGGCUGCACCGGUCCCAGCCGCUGCACGGGCCGUCCGCGCUGCCGAGGAGCCACUGCGUCUGCCCGACGGCCCGGUGGUGGACGUCGAGGAGGCCACCGGCAUCCGGGUGGUGGAGGCCGUGCAGCCCCACUACCGGCGGAUGCGGCGCACCCAGUUCGGCCUAGACGAAAAGGAGCCGUAUCGACCGCCCACCAAAGGCGCCUCAGCGGUCAGCAAGUUCGCCCGCUGGAGUCCGGCCGAGCUGGCCAUCCUGUGGUGGCACCACUCGGUCCAGUCGACACUGGUCAGCUCGGCCGGACUUCCGUUCGGCUCGGCCAAGGCGCUGGUGCUGGCGCUGAGGGAAGCAUUUGGUUUCCGCCGGAGCGUCCAGCAGCUCCAGAGGAAGCGGGAGCGCCUGGGGCUCCCCCAGCUCAAGUUUUAAGCUGCUUAUUAAAUGUGUACAUAUUGUCAGAACUGUGGUUGUGUGUGUAAUGUGUAAUAUGUGAAAUGUGUGUGUAAUGUGCAUUAUGUGUUUUAUGUGUAUGU